This is a messenger RNA of Acaulospora colombiana, 219 nucleotides long. NCBI's taxonomy places the organism in Eukaryota, Fungi, Glomeromycota, Glomeromycetes, Diversisporales, Acaulosporaceae. The record is from the annotation of a GenBank genome assembly.
AUGAAGCUUCCGCUUCUCAAGCCCAAAACUCAUAUUCAGAUAGCUCGCCAAAAUCUCACGAUGAAUUACACGUCAAAAAAAAUUUCGGAAUCGCAAUAUAUUCCUAAUACUCCUAAUUUACCUGAAGAAUCCUCAGAACAAAAUACAGACUUACAGAAAACAAAAAUCCCUGAAAUAGACGUACAGCCUUUGAUAGAAGAAUUAAGAAUAGAACCUUUA